Molecule: messenger RNA, 317 nt
Organism: Suillus subaureus
Lineage: Eukaryota; Fungi; Basidiomycota; Agaricomycetes; Boletales; Suillaceae
Exons: 2
Coding region: 17-235 (72 amino acids)
Source: RefSeq, a predicted model, not a curated record
AAUUCUUUACGAUAUCAUGGUAUCGCCCACGCUGCAGAACUAUCGGACGAUGGGACUCGGGACUCUGAGAGAUGACUUGCAGCGUCUACUUGAGUCGACAUUGAUGGACUCGUGGAUGCCUGCGGAUGUAAGGAAGGAGGGAAAUUAUCCACUUGUGACUGUAGAUUCAAUGUUGAUCUUCCGAGAUGGUAUGUUGACCAGGAGGAUGGAUGACGGGCUGUGUGACGCAGAAUGAGUAGUACUUAGGAUAAGACAGAAGUAGGGUUCAAGUUGAGGAGCAUGUCCAAAGUUGAAGCGGGCAAUGUGAUGGUUAGUGG